Molecule: messenger RNA, 1038 nt
Organism: Aplosporella prunicola CBS 121167
Lineage: Eukaryota; Fungi; Ascomycota; Dothideomycetes; Botryosphaeriales; Aplosporellaceae
Exons: 2
Coding region: 1-1038 (345 amino acids)
Source: RefSeq, a predicted model, not a curated record
AUGCUGACCAUCAAAGCUCUCAACGCCGACACUUCUUUCCUUGCCACUUUCAGUCCUUCGUGUGCGCCUGAUGCUCCUUCGGCCGCCCAAUUUCCCGGAUCCUUCACCGUCCUCAUCGACCCAUGGCUUUCGGGGCCCUCGCAGAUUCUAAGUCCCAAAUUCUCGAUAUCAUGGCACAACACUGCCUCCUGCGUCUCUUCUCUCGCCGACCUCCCUGAGCCGGAUUUGAUCAUCAUCUCCCAGGACAAGCCGGAUCACUGCCACGAAGCGACGCUACGGACGCUGCCUUCAAAUGCUCGCUCCAUCAUUCUCGCUGCGCCGGCUGCGGCAAAGAAGAUACGGAAGUGGAACCACUUCGAGCACGCUGAGAACAUCCAUACCAUGAAGCCCUACUCUGCCACCGACGAUACCUGCCUCUUCCGACUCGAGAUCCCUGCAUUCUCGUCAUCCGGCUUGUCGGGAGAGAUCACCGUGGCGUAUAUGCCUGUUAAGCGCGAUAUUAGUGGUCUGCAUAGUGCUGUCGGGAUCACCUACCGCGCCCCUAGCAGUGUUCUGAGUCCAGUCAGGCAUACUUAUAUCAACCUACCACCAAGUCCACCAGAAUCUCCAUUUCCCCCAAACCAACCCCAAACGCCACAAAUUGAGGGCGAGCGCACCCUCUCUCUCCUCUAUUCCCCACAUGGCGUACCCUACUCCGUCAUCGCGCCCUAUGCGUCAUCACACCUCGUCUCGACCGGCGCGCUGCCGCUCACGACACUCGUGCACUCCUUCGAUCGCGUCGAUAAUCCCUGGUAUCUGGGCGGCAAUAUUGCGGCAGGAAAGCCAGGUGGUGUGGAAAUCGCAAGCAAGCUGAUGGCGCGGUGCUGGCUGAGCGCGCACGACGAAGAGAAGGACAAUAGGGGAGUGAGCGUGAGGAUGCUGAAGGUAAGCAAGUUUAAUGUGGAGGAGGUGAAGAAGAGCUUGGGAAAUGAGACAAGAGUCGCGCGUUUGGGGCCAGGUGAGGAAAUGAAGGUGGAUUUGGAUGAGGGAAAGAAGUAA